AUGUCGCACGAUAUAAAAGAGGCUCUUAUGUACGAGUUCGAUCAUAAUCUAUUCGUAGCAAAGACCAUGAUACCAAAUUUGAGGAAUGUGCAAGACAGAGAAAAUGCUGCAAAAUGGAUGAGACAUUUGAAAAAAAGUUCGAGGACGAUUGACGAAUUGAAACUGAGGAACGAUUUUAUGUAUCAUUUGGUUUUGGGUGUACAGAGAGACUCCCUUAAACCACCCUUUAAUAACCCUCCGCCAAAUAUGCCUCUCCUUUCGAUGGUGACCCUUUUACCUCAGACCGAGGGAAAAUCUGAGCAUCAAGAUCUCUGGUCGACGAGUUCCGGCGAUACUCUGGCAACCGGUGAGGUCGGACGAGCGUCGACAAGAAAACCGGAAAUCGUUCGUCGUUCGCCUGACGGUGGAGAGUUUUUGGCUGGCCAGCCAAUACCGGAUGUUGGAGCUUUUUGCUAUCUUGCGGUACUCACGAAAAAGGGAAAUUGAAUUAUUCUUCUCACUUAUCGAUCUCGAACCGAUGAUGAAAUACCGACGAUCUUUCCGAGCACCGAAGAAUUUUGCAUUUACAUUUAUUUCGUUGGACCAAAUUCUUGUUUUGUAUUUGUGUGUUGUAUGAACUUUUGUAUUUGUAAAAAGCAU
Molecule: messenger RNA, 639 nt
Organism: Venturia canescens
Lineage: Eukaryota; Metazoa; Arthropoda; Insecta; Hymenoptera; Ichneumonidae
Exons: 3
Coding region: 1-486 (161 amino acids)
Source: RefSeq, a predicted model, not a curated record